AUGACUGCCACUGAGUACACUCGAUAUCAAGAUAUACCAGAGACUACUGCGGAUCUCGAGUGGGCCGACCUAGUGACCAUUGACCUUUCUCAAUUCGACGAACCCGGCGGAAAGAAGAAGCUCGCAUCCCAACUAAAGCAUGCCAUCUCCACCGUCGGCUUCUUCUACGUGAUCAACUUCGGCCUAUCCGAGGAAGAGGUCGACGACCAAUUCGCUCGCGCCAAAGAUAUCUUUGAUCUACCUGGUGAGGCGAAACAGAAAUACCGGGUCGACCCCACAAAGCAGGGGUUCUUUGGGUGGAAGCCACGCGGAAGCCGCAAGCAGCAGCAUGGUCUAGUCGAUAGCCUAGAGCUGUACGAUGAUCCGAAAUGGAACGACUUCUACAAAGAGAGGCUGAGACCACAGCCGCUUGUCGAUGACGCGGAAAAGACGGAGAAGUUCCAGAGACAUUUGGCGUCAUACGUCCUUCGACGACUGCUGAUCUUGUCCGCGAUCAUCAUGGAACUCGACGAUGAAGAAGCGCUGUGGAAGCUGCAUGAUUACGAGUCGCAAUCCCAGUGUCAUCUCAGAUACAUGCUGUAUCAUCCCCGAACCCCGGACGAGCUGGAGAUCAUGAAGCAGCAUAACAUCGAGCAAAACGUAUAUGGACACACGGACUUCGGCACCUUCACACUCCUGAUGCGACAGCCGGUCGCAGCGCUGCAGGUUCGGCCAUACGGGGAGAAGAAGUGGAAGUGGGUAAAGCCGCUCAAAGAAAGCAUCACCGUCAACGUCGCCGACACCUUGUCAUUCCUCACCGGAGGCUAUCUCGAGAGCUCCAUCCAUCGGGUGGUCCUGCCGCCGGAGGAUCAGAGGGACAUUCCAAGGUACGGGGUUAUCUACUUCGCUGGGCCGGACGAUAGCACGCUCUUGCAGGCAGUGAAGAGUCCCCUUUUGGAGAGGGGGCAGAUUGAAGGGGAUAAUAAUCGAGCGCUGCCGCCGGUGGGGGUGACUGCAGGGGAGUGGGUGAGGAUACGGUUUGGGAGUAUUGAUGCGAAUUAUGCAAACAAUAAGGAUAAUAAGGUGGUUGUGAAGAACGUUGAGGUUCCUAGUUACGCGUGA
Molecule: messenger RNA, 1101 nt
Organism: Eremomyces bilateralis CBS 781.70
Lineage: Eukaryota; Fungi; Ascomycota; Dothideomycetes; Eremomycetales; Eremomycetaceae
Product: 2OG-Fe(II) oxygenase superfamily protein
Exons: 1
Coding region: 1-1101 (366 amino acids)
Molecular function (GO): dioxygenase activity
Source: RefSeq, a predicted model, not a curated record